Molecule: messenger RNA, 3651 nt
Organism: Pediculus humanus corporis (human body louse)
Lineage: Eukaryota; Metazoa; Arthropoda; Insecta; Psocodea; Pediculidae
Exons: 5
Coding region: 1-3645 (1214 amino acids)
Source: RefSeq, a predicted model, not a curated record
AUGAUGCGGAGACCAAUAAACCAACUCGUCGCUCAAGGAAUCAUGCCUUCUCUGAAAACGCCGCCAGCUUUUCACGAGCAACGUCAAAAGCUGGAACGAGCUAAAAUGGGGGAUUUGUUGAAAGCCAAAAUUCAACAAAGACCGGAUCGUGAAGAAUUGGUUCGUCAACACAUUCUCGAGGCCGAUGUUGGACACGUAGAUCCAUCUCUCGCCGAAAGACAAAGAAUGUUGAAGAAAGCGCGUUUGGCCGAUAGUCUGAAUGAUCAAUUGUGUCAUCGACCUGGUCCCUUGGAGCUCAUUAAAAAGAAUAUCCUCCAUACGGAAGAGCCCAUAGAAAGGGCAGUUAAAGAGGGCGCUAUUCCUUUUAAAGCAACAAGCGAAGGACAGUUGAGAAAACCUCAACACCCUGAUCAUUAUAUCACUUUCGAAGACGAUUCGCAAAGUUCCGAGGGUGCCGGAAGUCCGACAAACACUCCCACCACUUUUUCGAAUAACGCUCUUCCGGCACUCGAUACCGUAGCAAAUAGUAGUAGUAGUAGCAGUAGUAGUAGUAGUAAUACACCUCAAACGAGCAAAACGAAAGAAUCCAGGCCGAGAGAUGUGCUUGAAACGGCUGCUGCGAGUGCUGGAAUCAUGAACAUGGCAGUUACUAUUCCUACAAACGCUGUUGUCGUGACUUCCCCGAUCCUUCAGCAAAUACCGAAUGAUAAAAAUCAAAGUUUGCAAACUUUUGCCGAAUUAUGCUCCAGCGUAGUAUCACCCUUAUCAUUGGGGUCAAGCACGUCGAGCCUGAGUCCGUUGUCUUCAAUCGCUUCUCCUCCCACUCCACUAACACCCAGGCCUGCUUCAUUAUCUUCUCCAGCUCCGGGAAAGGCGGAUAAAAAUAGGAAAAAAUCUAAAACGAAAACUCAGCCUAAAGCGAGAACUAUAAAAUUUCACGAAUACAAGGGUCCUCCAAAUGCUCAAAAAAACACGUCAGUAAAUUCUUCAUCGACGGAAACGUCUUACGAGUUGCUUUUGCAACAGCAACAAUUAUUUUUACAAUGGCAGUUGGAAUGGCAGCAUAAAUAUCCGCAGAUCAUACUUCCGGCCGCUCAAAAACCUUCGACGGAAAGUGUGGGAAAUUUGCAAGGUACCAUAUCGAAUAUCACAAACGUGGCAAGUAAUUCGGGAACCACGUUUUUGGUGACGCAAUCGUCAAGAUCUGCAACUCCCGUUGUUCAACCGUCAACGCCUCAGUCUAGACCACCUUCCAGUCCUCCGCAAUCCGAUUCGCAGACUUCGAAUCAGAAUUCUUCUUCCAGUGUCGCUUCAUCUCCGAUUUCGACUAGCAGGGUUUUAACAAAACUGGAAGACAUGAAAGUUAGCGAUUUAAAGUUGGAAUUGAAAAAACGAAAUUUACCCGUAUCAGGACCCAAACCUCAACUCAUAGAACGUUUAAAACCGUUCACCCAAUCUGGCAAUGGGGAAAAUAAUAAUAAUCAAAAUGCGGAUGGUAAUGGUUCUAUGCUUACCUCUACUUCUUCUGGAGGUAGAACAGUUUCUUUAUCUAGCGGUGAUAAUCCAGGAUCAGUAAUAAGCGAAAUGGAUGUGGCCGUGUCACCGUGCGAGCAAGAAGAUGAAGAAAAUAAUUUUUCGCCUGGAGCAAAAACGUGUACUCCCCCUCCCGCUUCACCCACACCCAGUGCCAUGGACACGAGUGAACAGAGUCCUCCAGCUUCACCCAAUAAUGGUGAUAUAAUUAUCCAGCAGCAGCAGAAAAAAAUAGAAGAGUUGCAAAGAGAAUUACAGAAAUCUCAGCAGCAACUUCAACAAAUACGUCAAAAUAAAGAAGCAUCGAAUUUAACCAAGGUGACAAACAAUUCGACGUCUACGACAACGACUGCAAUUACCUCGCCUAUUCCCGUAAAAGCAUUAUUACAAAAUGGAAUAAUUCACAUAGAUCCCAAAUCUCAACAAAAGCUCAUAUUACAACAGCAUUUGCAAAAUAAAAUACAACAACAACAGUUACAAAUACAAUUACAACAGCAGCAAAACAAUCAACAACUCAGCGAAACGGUUAAUGCAAAAGCCAGUUUAGCGGCCUUUAUAAAUCAACAGCAGGCCCAAAAUCAGAUAAACAAUCUUUUGCAAACAGCCAAUAAUAAUAAUAAUAAUAAUAAUAACAACAACAACAAUAAUACUGGUAGGAGAAGUAUUGUUUUAGGUCAGCAACAAGCUGCCAUUGUUUUGAAUCAUUUGAAUUUGGUCAAACAAAAAAAUGGGAUUCUAGGUCAUCAAAGAACUUCUUCUUUGCCCACGUUUCUCGGUACCUUAGUGCAAAAUACCAUUAUACCAGAUGAAAAACAGUCUUCAACAGCAAAUAAAUUUUCUCAACAACAAAAAGUGAAAAAUCAAGUUUUACAGCCCAGGCGGGCAGGCUCAGAGGAACAACAAACAUUUAUAGUUACUAGCAAACCUCCCCCACCUCAGUAUGAGGAAGCUACGAAAUCUCUUCAGCAAGACAUUGAAGAUAAGAAGUCAAAAAGUGUAAAAAGUCAAAUCGUUGACGAUGUUUUAGAGAUACUUAUAAAAAAUGGAGAAUUGCCUCCGAGCGCUGCCAACGAUCCGGCGACUCCGACAACUCCAAACUGUUCCGGAUCCUACGAUCCUGAAACGGAACAACUAAUAUAUACUUCGGCUCCGCCGCCUCCGCCUCCGCCUCCUCCUUUGCCCCAUCCCAGUUUUUCUGUCACUCUUCCAACGUCUAUCACGUUGACAUCUCAAACUCAACCUCCGGCUCAAUUCAACCUUCCGAACACAACCUUUUCAAGCAGCACUCCGUUCACGUUGACGACGCAGAGUGUGAAUCCUCCCACGUACACGCUCACUCAAGCCUACGUACCGAAUUCGUCCGACCGAGAUCCUUCUGCCGGGAGCGACGCCAUGACAAGCAACAUAACAUUCUCAUUAUCAAAUUCUAAUUUUAUUAACGGAGACAAUAAUUCAAAUAAGAAUACAUUCGGUUCCGGAAUAAAUUAUUUGGACAAUAUUGAAUUUAUGUCCGCGGAAACGUCAGAUUUCGAUCUGAACAAUUCGAGUGACCAAAACUUUCAUUCCAAUAGUUUGGAUUAUAUAUUAUCAUCAAAUGAUAAUUUACUAUCAUCGAAUGAUAACAUAUUGCCAACGGAGUACGGAAACGGUGAUAUUAAUUUAAAAGAAUUAGGUUUAAAUUUAGAAACAUUAGAUUCAAUGGAUUUUAGUCAAUUAGAUUGUAAAAUGGACGCAAACGACACGGAAAUGGAAUCGACGGAAACGACGGUUUCCACGUCGUCUUCGUCAUCGCCGACGGCAAACAAAACGGAUCAGCUCAUAAACAACAAUCCGGAUCUCGUCAAAACGGAGCUCAUGGAACCCAUGGACAUGGAUGAUAAUUGGUUGGAUUCUCUCAUGCCCGCUCCGGACAAUCAAUCGUCGUCGAAUCAUUUUGCAAAUUCCCUGUCUUCUUCCACGGUCGGAUGCGAGUUUUUGCAUUGCAACGACAAUUCAUACGAUUCCCUGUUGGGAAACGCUCAGGAUCCAUUUGAAUUGUUCGACAUUCACGAAAACGAUUUCAAGCUGCCAUCGUCUUCCCUGUCGUGGGACAAAGUCGAUUUUGCCACUUAGUUGUUA